UAGAAAUAGAGGCGGGAUGCGUGGAGCUGGUGGGUCAAGAGUUGCAAUAAAUGCCAGUGAUCAACUUAAAGGUGACUUGUAGGAGACGUCCACUAAGGCAAGAAUUGCCUUAGUGCCUUGGAGGCGUGGAAGACCCGGGAUGCUUGGCUAUCGCUCUUACAUGAGGUUGACAGAAAAGGAAGAUGAAACGUUGCCCAUAGAUAUAGUCCUGCAGACUCUGCUGGCCUUCGCAGUCACCUGCUAUGGGAUAGCACAUAUUGCAGGGGAGUUUAAAGACAUGGAUGCCACUUCAGAACUCAAAAAUAAGACAUUUGACACAUUAAGGAACCAUCCAUCUUUUUAUGUAUUUAAUCAUCGUGGUAGAGUGUUGUUCCAGUCCCCAGACACAGUGAAUUCUUCUUCAAACCAAGAUGCUUUGUCAUCCAGCUCGGCACUGAAAUUUCGAAAACUUGAACCUCUGCGCCGCUAAGACUUUUACAGAUGAUACCAAUAACCCAGGACACUGAGAUGUAAUAUUCAAGCCGGGGAUGUAAACACUUUUUUUAAUUUCUGGAGCAGUAUUUAUAUUGAUCUUCCAGACUUUAUAAAAUAUAUAUAUAUAUAAAUAUAUAUAUAUAAACUAAUGACCUUCUUUGUACACUGUUAAUGAGAAAGACUGAAUUGUGGAUUGGCAAUGCAGUGUAAAUUCUACAGUUAUGCUGUGAAACACAUCUUCAAAGUUUCAGAUAUUAAAACGAGUUGCAGCUAACUUAA
This is a messenger RNA of Serinus canaria (Common canary), 753 nucleotides long. It is a transcript of the gene MMGT1, whose product is annotated as membrane magnesium transporter 1. NCBI's taxonomy places the organism in Eukaryota, Metazoa, Chordata, Aves, Passeriformes, Fringillidae. The record is from RefSeq and is a predicted model, not a curated record. Gene Ontology annotation, cellular component: early endosome; plasma membrane; EMC complex. The transcript has 4 exons. The coding region runs from base 140 to 469 and encodes 109 amino acids.